GCAGCCUGCACACGACUCACUGCACUGGCUCUGUUUACUGGGAGCCUGUUCCUCCGUUUCGAGCCAUUCUCCGAAUGCUGUGAGCAGGAUCUUCUCCAAAAGCAAGCAGCUUGAAACUUAGCAGACAGUCUGAAGGCCACACUGUCAUUCGGGGAUAGCCAGAGUGGAUUGACAUCAGCGGUGAAGAGGUCUUUCCUCCAUCCCCCCUCCCCAUCCCAUUUUCCUGCCAUUUCAGACUAGAGCUGAACACAGCUCUCUGAUUUUGCCUUUUUUUUCUUCUCUCUCCCCUCACGUUGCCGUGUGCUCUGCCUUUUCAGUGUGUUUUGACUUAAGCGGAAGAGGGGAGAAAACUCAUCUGUAAACAGGACUGUUGAUGAGUUUGGACUGAGUAGCAGCUCGCCAUGGAGCAGUUUGUCCGGUCUACGGGAAUGUGUGGACUCAAAGAAAGACCUGCUGUCUGAUAAAGCACUAUCUGUCCCAGAUAAGUGGAGCAUGCAUCAGAACUGCAGAGCUUCUCUUUAUGCUGCCUGCUGUGCGCUGAGCUGCAGAGGAGUUCUCAUUACAAGCCUGCCUGCUUUCUGCUUUACUUCCAUUGUAUGAUUGAUUUUUCCAUCGCCGUCAAAAUAUUUCCCGUGACCGUUUUCUCAAGAAAGGUAAGAAGAUCAAUGAUGAAGAUCUUUGAGACCUGCAAGUUUGGACUUUUUUAACUACAGUCAACAUUACCAGGCAUGCAAAGACCAUCCAAGCAAAGCACAAUGGCAAGCUGUGUGUGGAAACUACCAACCUUCUGCUGGCUGUUGUUCGUAAUAGCUCAUUUACAGUGUUCUGAUGGGUUUAGCCGUGCAGCGCUGCCGUUUGGCUUGGUAAGGAGAGAGCUGUCUUGUGAUGGCUACCCAAUCGACCUACGCUGUCCGGGAAGUGAUGUCAUCAUGAUCGAGAGCGCCAACUACGGCCGGACAGAUGACAAGAUCUGCGAUGCUGACCCCUUCCAGAUGGAAAACAUUAACUGCUACCUCCCUGAUGCCUACAAAAUUAUGUCACAAAGGUGCAACAAUCGAACGCAGUGUGUUGUGAUCACUGGGUCAGAUGUCUUCCCUGACCCCUGUCCAGGGACUUACAAAUACCUAGAGGUCCAGUAUGAGUGUGUUCCCUACAAAGUGGAGCAAAAAGUUUUUGUUUGUCCUGGAACACUGAAAGCAGUCGGAGAUUCUUCCUUUCUCUUCGAGGCGGAGCAGCAAGCAGGGGCAUGGUGCAAAGACCCCCUUCAAGCAGGCGACAAAAUAUAUUUCAUGCCCUGGACUCCUUACCGCACUGAUACACUCAUUGAGUAUGCUUCACUUGAAGAUUUCCAAAAUGCCCGACAAACCACAACAUAUAAGCUUCCUCACCGGGUGGACGGCACUGGAUUUGUGGUGUAUGAUGGAGCAGUGUUUUUUAACAAGGAGCGGACCCGAAACAUAGUCAAGUUUGACCUGAGGACCAGGAUCAAAAGUGGCGAGGCCAUCAUCAACAAUGCCAACUAUCAUGACACCUCACCUUACAAGUGGGGUGGAAAAACUGAUAUUGACUUGGCUGUGGACGAGAACGGCCUGUGGGUGAUUUAUGCCACUGAGCAAAACAAUGGGAUGAUGGUUAUCAGCCAGCUGAACCCUUACACCCUCCGUUUCGAGGCGACCUGGGAGACGAUGUAUGACAAGCGCUCUGCGUCCAAUGCCUUCAUGAUCUGCGGAGUGCUCUAUGUAGUGAGGUCCACAUAUGAGGACAAUGAGAGUGAAGUCAGCAAAAGCCUGAUCGAUUACAUUUACAACACCAAACAGAACAGAGGUGAAUUUGUGGAUAUUCACUUUCCUAACCAGUACCAGUAUAUCGCAGCUGUGGAUUACAACCCCAGAGAUAACCAGUUAUAUGUGUGGAAUAAUUUUUACAUAUUGAGGUAUAAUCUGGAGUUUGGACCACCUGAUCCCGCCCAAGUGCCAACUUUAUCAGGAGCAACUAUUACCCCUGAGCUCCCCAAAACAACUGCCACCACCACAACCACUACUUCACAGAAAGGCUUGGUGAACACUACAACCACGGUUGGCCCAAGGGAAGGAAACAAAGGGCCAAGACCACCACCGGAAGUUCUGGAAACCACUGCCCCACCAUCUCCAGACUCUUUCCCUUUACCGGAGCGGUUCUGUGAGGGUACGGAGAAAAGGGACAUAUCAUGGCCUCAGACACAGAGAGGAAUGCUGGUGGAGAGGCCAUGCCCCAAGGGAACCAGGGGCACGGCCUCCUAUCUGUGUGUGCUUUCCACUGGGGCUUGGCACCCAAAAGGACCUGAUCUCAGCAACUGCACCUCACACUGGGUUAAUCAAGUUGCACAGAAGAUCAGAAGCGGUGAAAAUGCAGCUAACCUUGCAAAUGAGCUGGCCAAGCAUACCAAAGGACCCAUCUUUGCUGGCGAUGUGAGUUCGUCGGUGAGAUUGAUGGAGCAGCUGGUUGAUAUCUUAGACGCUCAGCUGCAGGAGUUGAGGCCCAGUGAGAAGGACUCCGCAGGCCGAAGUUUUAAUAAGCUUCAAAAACGAGAAAGGACAUGCAGGGCAUACAUGAAGGCUAUUGUAGAUACGGUUGACAAUCUUCUGAGACCUGAAGCCUUGAAAUCCUGGCAAGAUAUGAACUCCACGGAGCAAACACAUGCUGCAACAAUGUUACUGGAUACCUUGGAGGAAGGAGCCUUUGUCCUUGCUGACAAUCUAAUGGAACCAGCCAUAGUGAAAGUACCUGCAGAGAAUAUAAUCCUGGAUGUUUACGUGCUCAGCACAGAUGGCCAGGUGCAGGAUUUCAGAUUUCCCCAGACCAGUAAAGGUGGUAUUUCUAUCCAGCUGUCCUCUAAUACAGUCAAGCUCAACAGUCGAAACGGUGUUGCCAAGUUGGUCUUUGUUCUUUACAAAAACCUGGGGCAGUUUCUUAGCACCGAAAAUGCCACAAUUAAAUUUGGCAAUGAAGCUAACGGACGGAACCAUUCUGUAGCAGUAAACUCACACAUCAUUGCGGCCUCGAUCAACAAAGAAUCCAGUCGUGUGUUUAUUACAGAUCCUGUGAUUUUCACCCUGGAGCACAUUGACACUGAACACUACUUCAACUCAAACUGCUCCUUCUGGAAUUAUUCGGAGAGGAGCAUGAUGGGAUACUGGUCCACUCAGGGCUGCAGACGCUUAGAUGCCAAUAAAACUCACACGACCUGUUCUUGUAGCCACCUGACAAACUUUGCUAUUCUCAUGGCACAUCGUGAAGUUGUGGGCAAAGACGGAGUGCACAAGUUGCUCUUAACUGUCAUCACCCGGGUGGGGAUUGUCGUCUCUCUGGUUUGCUUGGCCAUCAGCAUCUUCACCUUCUGCUUUUUCCGGGGCUUGCAGAGUGAUCGCAACACCAUCCACAAGAACUUAUGCAUCAAUCUCUUCAUUGCUGAGUUAAUUUUCCUAAUUGGUAUCGAUAUGACAGAACCCAGGAUUGGUUGCUCAAUCAUUGCUGGAAUAUUGCAUUUUUUCUUCCUGGCUGCAUUUGCUUGGAUGUGUCUGGAAGGUGUGCAGCUUUAUCUCAUGCUAGUGGAAGUUUUUGAGAGUGAAUAUUCCCGCAAAAAGUAUUACUACCUUUCGGGCUACCUUAUUCCUGCUAUAGUCGUGGGUGUCUCUGCAGCAAUUGACUACCGGAGCUAUGGGACAAAGAAAGCGUGUUGGCUAAGAGUGGACAACCAUUUCAUAUGGAGCUUCAUAGGCCCGGUUACCUUCAUCAUAAUGCUAAAUCUCAUCUUCCUGGUUAUUACCAUGUACAAAAUGGUGAAGCACUCCACUUCAUUAAAACCUGACUCCAGCAGGUUGGAGAAUAUCAAUAAUUACCGUGUUUGUGAUGGCUACUAUAAUACCGAUUUGCCUGGCUAUGAAGAUAAUAAGCCAUUUAUCAAAUCCUGGGCCCUUGGUGCUUUUGCAUUACUUUGCCUGCUGGGGUUGACGUGGUCAUUUGGUUUAUUUUUCAUCAAUGAGUCCUCAGUGGUGAUGGCUUAUCUCUUCACAAUAUUCAACACAUUUCAAGGGAUGUUCAUCUUCAUAUUCCACUGUUUACUGCAGAAAAAAGUCCGUAAAGAGUACAGUAAAUGUUUCCGCCAUACCUACUGUUGUGGUGGUUUGCCAACGGAGAGUUCCCACAGUUCAGCAAAGACUGCUACAACCAGGACUAGCGCACGCUACUCCUCUGGCACACAGAGCCGUAUCAGGAGAAUGUGGAAUGACACUGUAAGAAAGCAAUCUGAGUCCUCCUUUAUCUCAGGUGACAUCAACAGCACCUCAACCCUCAACCAAGGGAUGACGGGCAAUUAUCUACUAACAAACCCGCUUCUUCGACCGCAAGGCACUAACAACCCUUAUAACACCUUACUUGCUGAAACGGUCGUAUGUAACACCCCCUCGGCUCCAGUGUUUAACUCUCCAGUGACCUACAGAGAGACAAGACACUCACUGAACAAUGCCAGGGAUACAAAUGCAAUGGAUACUCUACCGCUAAAUGGUAAUUUUAAUAAUAGCUACUCACUUCGGAAUGGGGACUAUGGCGACAGUGUGCAGGUAGUGGACUGUGGACUCAGCCUAGACGAUGCAGCCUUUGAGAAAAUGAUCAUCUCCGAACUGGUGCACAACAACCUCAGGGCCUGCAGCAAAAACCACAACAUGGAGAGAAGUACUACCAAAGUGGCCGUGGGCGGGAGCAGUAGCGAAGAUGAUGCCAUUGUGGCUGACGCUUCAUCUUUGGUGCACGGGGACAACCCGGGCCUGGACCUACACCACAAGGAGCUGGAGGCCCCACUCAUCCCCCAACGGACUCACUCGCUUCUGUACCACCCGCAGAAGAAAGUGAAGGCUGAGGGCAUGGACAGUUAUGUCUCUCAGCUCACAGGUGAGGCUGAGGACAACCUCCAGUCACCAAACAGAGACUCCCUGUACACUAGUAUGCCAAACCUAAGAGACUCUCCCUACCCCGAGAGUAGCCCCGAUGUAGAGGAGGACCUUUCACCUUCUAAGAGGAGUGAGAAUGAGGAUGUUUAUUACAAGAGCAUGCCUAACCUUGGAGCUGGAAACCAGCUUCAGGCCUACUACCAGAUUAGCAGAGGCAAUAGCGAUGGAUAUAUUAUUCCUAUUAACAAAGAAGGCUGCAUCCCUGAAGGAGAUGUGAGGGAAGGACAAAUGCAGUUGGUUACGAGCCUUUAAGUGUAUUUAGAUACCCGCCCCCGAACCAAUUCUCCUGGCCAAACUGACUUAAGUGGUAUGGGAAGACUGAAUAGGGCCAGGUAUUCACUUCACUCCACCUCCCAUCCCUGUUUUCACAGAAAGACGGACGGCAGUGCAUUGGAUUUGCACUGCGUUGCCAUUAAGAUCGCUGUGAAGUUUUAAAAUGACUGUGUAAAUACUAUACAGAAAAUAAAGACAAGCCAACUAUGUAUUUAAAUGUGCUGCUGCUGCUGUUGAACAACUGAAAAAAGAGAAAAAAAAGUACUUGCCAUUCCAAUUCAGCAGUUUCUGAGCAGGUUGUACAUACACUUACAUCAUCCUUGUCAAAGCCUGUUUUGUAUUAUAUACAAAAUCGAGCUCCAGAACCAGGACUGGAACUAUGGGACUAUUCUGAGAGGUUCCUGAUGAGACUGUCAGAUCAGGAAUAUAAAGGUCCUGGAAUAUAGAACUGAGUCAUCCCCAUCCUGGUGAAGAUUGGAUCUUAUAACCACUAGCAAUCAAGCCCCAGGCCUUAUAUUUUCUCAAUUGUACAUUGAACUAUUGUCAAGGAUAAUGGUGAAAAAAUAUAUUUUGUUGUAUUGCUAGUGUAAAAUAAAAUUCAUGGCUACCAUAAAUAUAA
Molecule: messenger RNA, 5877 nt
Organism: Megalops cyprinoides (Indo-Pacific tarpon)
Lineage: Eukaryota; Metazoa; Chordata; Actinopteri; Elopiformes; Megalopidae
Gene: adgrl2a
Product: adhesion G protein-coupled receptor L2a
Exons: 26
Coding region: 729-5237 (1502 amino acids)
Biological process (GO): cell surface receptor signaling pathway; brain development; adenylate cyclase-activating G protein-coupled receptor signaling pathway
Cellular component (GO): membrane; neuron projection
Molecular function (GO): carbohydrate binding; G protein-coupled receptor activity
Source: RefSeq, a predicted model, not a curated record